Messenger RNA from Seriola aureovittata, 7275 nucleotides. It is a transcript of the gene skila, whose product is annotated as SKI-like proto-oncogene a. The record is from RefSeq and is a predicted model, not a curated record. NCBI's taxonomy places the organism in Eukaryota, Metazoa, Chordata, Actinopteri, Carangiformes, Carangidae. The transcript is spliced from 8 exons. Gene Ontology annotation, biological process: negative regulation of BMP signaling pathway. Bases 621 to 2933 code for a protein of 770 amino acids. Gene Ontology annotation, cellular component: nucleus. Gene Ontology annotation, molecular function: RNA polymerase II cis-regulatory region sequence-specific DNA binding; SMAD binding; DNA-binding transcription factor activity, RNA polymerase II-specific.
UUUGCUCCGCAGCGGCGUUUCACCCGGUGGAAAAAAACGAUGGGAUGCUGAAAUCUGCAAAAGCGUGCAAAUGUAGUCACUGAGGUUUUUCUUUUUUUUGCCUUUUUGACAAACCAAAAUAUCCAUUCAGUGCAGAUUUAUAAAUGAAGCGCAAAUGAUACAGUAAAUGUUGCAUUUUCAAGAUGAAGUGCAUUCAAUCUGCAGUUAGUGUCAUAUUGCAGCAGUAGCCAUUAUCAAUUACAUGGCGUUUUAAAUUGGGGCGCUAAGUGUUGUUUACCUUAUUACGGUAGACUUGGUAAUUCCGCAGUAAAGCAUGGUAGUAAAAAAAAAAAAAAGGGGGGAAACACCGCUCUCCAUGCCGCUCUAUGUCAAGCUGUGAAAGGACUGGGAGAAGGGGACGACUGCUGUUAACGCUUUUAUCAAUUGUUUUUCAUGGAGUUGAUGGGGUCAGCGUGGGGAAGUGGAUCAGAACAUAGAAAACUUCAAUCACCAUCAUGCAUGUGUCUAACUACCAGAAGAUUUGUGUCAUUUGAAAAGACUUAAGGAGGGGAAAAAAAAGACUCAGAGGAAUACAAGAACUAAGUCAGCAGACAAAAACGACAAUAACCCAGUGCUUAGACAUGGCCAGCACCCAGACCAGUUUGAAAACCCCUUUCAAAGACUUGACUUCAUUCAAGGGCAACAUGAAACGGCUGUACAGAGAGCGACUGGAGGACGCACCCAUCAAGAAGCGAGUAAUGGCAGAGAUCAACCUGAAGCGUCGCAGCUACGAUUCCCUCCCCAAAACUCCCAAGGUGAAGAGGGAGCAGACUGAGGAUCUGCACCAUGACUCUGACAUGGAUGUGGCGGGCCGGGCUGAAUUACAUGUGGUGGGCUCUGCUAAAGCCCUGGACUUGAGCCCUGGGCUCAAACACACACUGGCCCAGUUCACCCUCAGCAGCCAGAGCUCCCUUGGGGGCCCAGCUGCUUUCUCAGCCCGUACCGGCCACGAGCAUUCCCCAGCCGGCAUGCCCCCUCUACCCUCCCCUCCAGUUCUGGGAGGGGGCCCUCUGCUGGUUCCCUGUGACAGCUCCACCGAACUCACCCACUCGCUGCUGGAAGGAGAGUCCAUCUCCUGCUUCGUUGUUGGAGGAGAAAAGCGGCUCUGCCUGCCCCAGGUGCUCAACUCUGUGCUCCGCGACUUCUCACUGCAGCAGAUCAACACUGUGUGUGACGAGCUCUACGUCUACUGUUCACGUUGCGACGCUGAGCAGCUGCACAUCCUCAAAGUGCUGGGCAUUUUGCCGUUCAACGCACCUUCCUGUGGCCUCAUUACACUGACGGAUGCACAACGUUUGUGCAACGCUCUGCUGCGCCCAGGGGCAGCCUUGCCUGCCGACCCCAGUGGUAAGCUGUCGACCCAGGGCCUGCUGAAGGAGAGCGAAGCCAGCUUCCAGGUGGAGCACCAGUGUUUGGGGAAGUGCCACGGUCUCUUUGUGCCCCAGUUCUACACCCAGCCGGAGGCACCCUGCAUCCAGUGUGUUGAGUGCCAGUUGCUCUUUUCACCGCAGAAGUUUGUCAUGCAUUCACACAAGUCACCUGAUAAGAGGACCUGCCACUGGGGCUUUGACUCAGCCAAGUGGCCCUGCUACCUGCAGCUUGCCAGGAAGUACCAGGGCACGCCUGAGGAACCCAGGCUCAAGCAGCUCCUGGACGAGGUCAAAGAGAAGUUCCACUACCAGCUCAAGAGGUCGCUAGAUAAAAAGGCAGUGGAGGAGGAGGAGAACCAGGUGAGGAAACCCUCAGCAGACCUCUGCUCACCCAGCGGCAAGCAGGCCGAUCCCGACCCUGCGAGAAAGGGGAAAACAUCUCCACCUACUCUGAUGUUCAACCGCCUUUUCUCGGACAUUAAGGAGGAGCCAGGACACCCCACCCUGGUCCAUCCCAGUUACUACCUGUACACAUACGAUAAGAUGGUGGCCCCCAACGUGUCUCUGCGGAGGGAGGCGGAGAUGAGUCCGGAGAUGCUCGGAGCGCUGCUCAAACACCACUACAGUCGCAGAGUGCUGGGCCACGACGAGCCACCCAUGGAUCUUCAUGCGUCGCCUCCCGUCGCUGCUGGCGCCGAGGAGGCCAAAUCCCAACGUGCCGCUGCUGCCUUGGCCGCAGAGCGGGAAUGCCAAACCCAGGCAGUUUCCAUGGAGACAAGCAGCCCGAGCUGCAAGACAGCCACCCACACCCCCGCCCACACCCCUCCUCCUCCUCCUGCGUCGUUGUUGUCGCCGGUAACGGAAGUAGCGGCUAAGGACACAGGCUCUGUCACAAGUGGCGCUGCAGUGGUGGUGGGGGGGCUGGAGGAUGACAAGGACAGGAUUGUUGUGGAGAUCAUGCAGAUGUACAGCAGGCAGCAGGAGAAGCUCAACUCCACCCUGCACAAGCAGCUGCAGCUGGAAAUGGAGCUGGAGGCGUUGCGUGGGGGUGAGGCGGCGAGGCUACGGGAGCUGAGCGCUGAGCAACGGGAGCUGCGCAGCGAGCUGGAGGCGGUGCACAGCGAGCAGGCGCGGCAGCUCAGCCAGGCCCGCCAGGAACAGCUGGAGCUGGAGACCCGUCUGGAGCAGCUCCGGCAGCAGGCCUGCGCCUGCGAGCCGGGGGCACAACGUCAGCAAGAGGCCCACUACACUGCACAGUUGUCGGAGCUCCGUCAGAGGCUGGAGCAGGCGGAGGCCGACCGACAGGAGCUGCAGGAGGAGCUGCGCAGGGAGCGGGAGGCGCGGGAGAAGCUGGAGCGCACAAUCACCCAACUCAAGCAGCAGAUGGCCCGGUCUGGCACGAUGGGAGGCAGCCCCUCCCCUCCUCCCACCCCUUCCACCGGACCCCCUAACGCCCACUCCCCGCCCUCCUCCUCCUCCUCCUCUUCCUCCAUCUCAGAGGCCCCAGCGGCUGGCCAAAAGUAACUGCCACCCCUCCAGGCGCCUCUCCCCCUCUCUCAUUCCUCUCCCCAUCACCCACCAACUCUACAGACACAAACAAAUCAGCCUGAAGCAGAAAGAAGCUUCACAUCUCCUCGGGCUGUUUUUAAGUUGUGCAUCUCUCACCCUCCUCCCCUCUUAUUUCAGUGUAGGACUGACUUUUGUUUUUGUAAUUUAACAUCACUUAAAAGAAAAGUUUUAUGGUGUGUUUUUUUUUUUUUAUUAUUAUUCUUUCUUUUUCUCCCUCUCCCUCUCUUUAAACAGUAUUUAAAGAUUUUUUGGGCAUGUAUGAUUUAAUUUAUAGUUUUUACUGAACAACAGCUGCUUCACAGACAGGAGUUUGGUCGAAUCGAGACCAACUCAACCUAUCACUAUUUUUUUUUUUUUUUUUUUUCCUCUUCACGAUUGUCACCCUCCUCUCACAUCCCGCUAUCUCGCUAUCUCUGGAUCCUGGAGCCAGUGACUUUGAGAUUUCAGACUUUAGCUCAGACACACAGACGCUUGUCUCAGCUCCUCACGGACGUCACUUCAUGCUACUACCUGGCACAGCAGCCGGUGCCCACGGACACAUAAUGGCGCCUGGUUGUGUGCCUCCUCUCUGUCUUUCUGUAUCUACAGACCAGAUGCUCAAGUACCAGCGAAUGCAGGAAACUGCAUGGACAUUUGAAAACAGUUUUUUUUUUUUUUCGCUCCUUAUAAAAUACUGAGAAAGAAAAGUAUAAUGUGUUAAAACAUCAAGUCUAUAUGGAGGAGAAAAACCUUUACUGUACAAAAAAAAGACAUUUAGCCGAUGUCGUGAAACCUCAUGAAAAUAUGCCAAUAGUGACGCUGAACUUGAAAUGGGUUUUUUGAGUGUGACCUCUCAAGGUAGCUAACUAGCAAACUGUCUGGCCUGGACCCCAGCUGCUCCAAACACAGACUAGCUUCCUCUUCAUUCUGCCGGGCUGCACCUGGACUCUCCUGUUGUAGACCAAACGAUCUGUCGGUUGAUCCACCAGCUGCCCACUGUCUCCUCUACUCCCCCACAGACACACACACACACGCACACACACACACACACACACACACACACGCACACACACACACACGCAGACACACACACACUCCCCCCCACCCCACUGGAGACCUCACACCUUCCAUCACUGUACGCUAGCGCCAUUGCCCUCUGCUGGGAAACUCUUUAACACUGUGGUUUUCACCCACUUUGGGCUAGACAGGAAACACUGUGCUCUUUCAGGCUUGGCAUGAAGAAGCUCACGAGCAGUGUUAUGCACUUAAUGUGCUCUCCUCCCCCAGAGUCUCCUGGGAAAGGAAUGUGUCUGGACACGGGGGCUGGUUGAGCCGGUGUAGCUUUUCUAAGAAAGAAGAAAGGCAGAGUCUCGCAUGUGCUGUAGCUGUGCUGUGUUACCAUAAUACAUACGACAUCCUUACAUGCUCGCGCACACUCGAGUGUGUCAGUGCAGUGCAGGGCUUUGGGCAGAACAAUGGCCCCAGCGUUCCCAGCAGAUGAUCAAAGCACCAGUCUGUCCCUGUUUUCUGGGCUUCUUCUUUUUGUAUCGUUCGACUUCAUUGUUAGCAAACGGUUUUAUCCCCACCCUGUUUGUCAGAGUGUCGUCAAAGGAUGUGGGUCGCAGGUGAAAGCAGUUAGUCCAGGGUGGUUUGGGCCCUGCUUCACGUUAUUCUGCCUGGCUGAACAAACAGCACCGGGCAGGGGAGAGGAAGAGAGGGGAGGAUUGAGGGGAGCGCUCAGGGGACUGGUGCACUCUCCCCUGCGGCAGGCUGGGUGGCCCGGACGCCAGGGGUACAGAGGGAGCGUUUUUUUGUUUUGUGCCGUCAGAAUGGGGGCAGCUGUUGUUGUCUGGGGGCCUCUGCCCGCCCUCGGGGUGAGACUGUACAGGAUCCCCCAGCUCUCAACACAAGCUCCCUCCUCUCCCACAGAACCGCCGUCACUCACUCACUCUCACAUACCCGUCCAUCCAUCUCAAGUGCCAGAUCAGCUGGGGGUGUGCAGUGUUUUGUAGAUGCCCAGGAGAGCGAGCAGACGUCCAGCCAGAGGAAGAUAGGACUUUUAUUGUGUCAGUUGCCAGGCAAAACGCUUUUUAUUGCCACUAAGGAGAUCCCUGUAAGCGAGUGUAUGUGUGUAAAUAAUUGUUUAAAAAGAGUAGGGGAUCGGCCUCGGCUAAACUCUGAGCUUUUUUUAUGCAUCUGCUCUAAAUGCAAAUUGAUAGACAUUCCACUGUGCUCCAUCCUGUUCAAUGCAGAUUUUCUUACACAGCUUCCCUUUACAAUAACAGACCUUAAAGACCGGGCAGGGUACAGUUGUGGUUUGUUGAUAGUCAUAAAAGCAGGUGCAGGUGCAAGCCAGUUAAAUCAAACCCAUGCCGCAAAUGUACACUCUACCGUUGUUCCAUUUAAACCUUUAUUGAAAUUAUGAAAGAAAAUAUUUAACGUAUUAACUAAAGAUUUAUAUUCACUUUGUAAAUACAGUAGUCAUUAAUAUAUUAACUGUUCUUAUAUGAAUAAUCUUCAAAAGGUUAUAUAAAUUGGACCAGAACUAAGGCUUCAGAUGGCCUAAAUGUUUUUUUGCUUUCUUUUUUAAAAACGUUAUCUUUGCAGAUAUCAGAACUUGACUUUUGUCGAGUGGAUGUGGGGGAGUGAAAUGCAUGGUUUACUGAGACAUGAUGCAGGACAAAGGCAAAAUAGGAAAAUAAUACUUUGUUACACACUUUCCCCCUUUCUGAACUGAUGCAUUCGUUUUUUGUUUUUUUUGUGGAUUUCAUCCUGACGAACUGUUUAACUUGUAAUGUAAUGAGCUUUCCUCUUUGUUAACCCCCCUCCCCCUGAGCUAAAUUGAAAACAUUUGUUUAAGAAAAUGCAUUUUGGGAACAAAAAGAAAAAAAGGAAAAAAAAAAGAUUUUUUUGCAUGUUUGCUGCCCCUUAUGUUUAGUGUCACCGGGCCACUCUACCAAUCAGUUUAUUGUGAAGAAAAAAAAAGUUUCCCCCCAUGUAACACAAACUAUUGAGAUGCAUGAACAUUGAACAUGUGCAAGUUUUAUGUCAUUAUUGGUUCAGAGGAUAAAUAUAAAGUCAGAGUCAGAUUAUAAACAUAAAAUGUAGCCCAAUUUGAUUUGGAAAUAAUGUGAAUUUGUGUGUGUGAGAGAGAGAGAGAGAGAGAGAGUGUGUGUGUGUUGACCUCCCACGUCUGACUGAAGCACAGCAGCUUUGAAAAGGGAAAGAGAAAAACUUGCUCAUGUAGCUCUGGAUGUGUAGUUGUAUGUUUUCUGAUUUGAGAUCAUAUAUAUCCUCGUCUGGAUGUGUUAACAUCACUCAAAAGAUGAUCAGUAUUAGUUUUUAUUGACUUAAUUACCUCUUCAGCAGAACAAAAAAGAAUCAUUUUAAUUCAUCACAUUAGCAGAUAGACCUAAUGAAAAUCUGUAAUUUUACUUUGUGUAAUUUGCAUUUUAUACACAAGGGGGCGAUGUUUAGCUUCUUUAAUUGUGCAUUCACCUUAAUGAAAAAAGGACUAAACGAUAGGGGAGAGAAAAUCCCUUGUAACAUGGCGUGCUGGGCCUUUUUGCAUUUUGCAGUGUUAUGAGAACUUGGAUAUGCUUUGUACAGAAUUUUUACAGGUGUGCAGUUUGCCCAACCAAGUAAAACAAGGCGAAAGGAGCUGGGCUUUACCACAGGAACACAUUUGAAUACAGGAUUUACUGACCCAUACUUGAAGAAAACCAGUAAACAAAUCCAAGGUGACUUUUGAACUGUUGCAGGUGGUCUGCUUUGUAGUUGGGUGUAUAAUUUUUCAGCCAGUAAUUAUUCUAUGCCGGUGUGGGAGAAGUCGGAAGUUGGGCUGCAUCGCACAGAUCGCUGGUUACUAAGAAUAUAAUGUUUUAAUUUCUACACAUCCUGUCAUAGAUGAAAAGAAAAUAUUUGUGGCUUUGCUAAAAAGAACCCUCCUUCCCCCUCGAUGCUGUUCUGGAAAAUGAAACGCAGUGUCUGUGUAUGACCAUUGCAUACUACGUUGCCAAUACUACAGUGUGAUGAGACUUUUGUUCUUGCAUGAAUCGAGACACUGUUCUCCUACCUCAUGUUGUGAUAUAAAAAGAUGUUUUUUAAGCAGAAGACACUGCAUCUCUAACUGUUUAUCAUCAUUGAUAUUUACUAGUAAAUGACAUACCUGUAAAUGCUUUUAGCUAAUACCUCAGUUGUAUCUAGUGUUUGUUUUUUUUCUGUUUUUGCCCUUCCCUGAUUUCAGAUCUUGUAAAUAUGCCCUGUAUAGACAAUGAACUUGGAUCAAAUUCAAGUAAAGUUCUGUAGUGUCAAACCA